AUGGUGCUAUCAGUUACAGAAAAAUCUUAUUUGAGAGAUUCACUCAAGAAUAAAGAUCAUUUCCUAAGACCAGACGGGAGAAACUAUGAUCAGUUUAGACCGGUGGAGAUUUAUACUGAUUUUCUUCCCUCUUCAAAUGGUUCUUCCAGAAUUCUAGCGAGCGAUGGAACUGAAAUUGUUAUUAGUAUAAAAACUGAAGUUGUUGAUCAUUCUCUCACAAAAGACUUAGUAUCAAUUGAUUUAGACAUUACAGGGUAUAGAGACGAUUCUGCUUAUGUUACUAGUAUUAGAAGUAUAUUAUCGAAAACAAUGAAAUCUAAAUUGAAUUUCACCAAAGAAAAAGGUCCUAAAGAAAAAAGUGUUUUACAAUUAACUAAAAAGUAUAGCUUUAAGUUAUACAUCGAUAUAUUAGUCUUGAGUAAUUAUUCAUAUCCGCUAAGUCUAAUAUCAUUUGCAAUAUAUUCUGCUUUGGAAACUACAAAGUUACCCAUGUUGAUUUCUUCUGAAGAUGACUUAGAAAUCGAAGAGCUACCCAUUUUCCAUGAUUAUGAUAUGAUUACUUUAGAUUUUCAAAGUCCUCUAAUUUUUUUGGUGGCAUUUAUAGAAGACAAUGUAUUUAUAGAUCCAAGUGAUGCAGAAACUCAAGUCGCUAAUAAGUGUCUAAUCUUAACAUGGUUUGAAAACAAAAUAUCGUCUCCAAUAAGGACUGUAAGUUUAAAUGACGAUUAUACUGAUGGUUUUACUUUAUUACACUUAAAAGAGUCCAUAGAAGUUGUUAGAAAAUGUGCACCGGAAGUUCUUAGAGCCUUAAAAUAUCAAUAA
Molecule: messenger RNA, 822 nt
Organism: Saccharomycodes ludwigii
Lineage: Eukaryota; Fungi; Ascomycota; Saccharomycetes; Saccharomycodales; Saccharomycodaceae
Gene: RRP42
Product: exosome non-catalytic core subunit RRP42
Exons: 1
Coding region: 1-822 (273 amino acids)
Biological process (GO): nuclear polyadenylation-dependent rRNA catabolic process; exonucleolytic trimming to generate mature 3'-end of 5.8S rRNA from tricistronic rRNA transcript (SSU-rRNA, 5.8S rRNA, LSU-rRNA); U1 snRNA 3'-end processing
Cellular component (GO): cytoplasmic exosome (RNase complex); nuclear exosome (RNase complex)
Source: RefSeq, a predicted model, not a curated record